CAACCCAUUUCUUUCAUGCAUAUUCAUGCACACUGCACAUUUGUGUGUUUUUGGGGUCAGUCGGCGGAAGAUGGCGGUCUGGAUGCUGCUGGCUGGCUGAGAGAGAGGAGCUGCUCUCCCCGCGGCGGAGGAUCACACAUUCAACCCGAAUGCAACACAGUCUCAUCUGGAUUCAUAUUCAUCUGGCUUUUCCCGCUCGGGUAUGGACUGUUGGAGUAUUUUAGCAGGGCACAAGCACCUCAGACGCUUCUGUGGGGGACUUUGCGGGGAGUUGCAUGUUAUUCUUCGGCUAGCCGUGCGGAGCAGCUAGCCCCUUUCUCCUCCACUUUAAAGCCUUACAUUGUAACAAAAAUGUCGGAUACUAAAGUAAAAGUAGCGGUUCGAGUCCGGCCAAUGAACAGGAGAGAGAUUGAGCUCAGCACAAAAUGUGUGGUUGAGAUGGAGGAAAACCAGACUAUUCUUCACCCUCCGCCCUCCAAUGCCAAAGGAGAAAGCAGGAAACAGACAAAGACUGUUGCUGUACACAAGCGCCGUAAGAAUGUCUCUCAGGAGGAACCGCAUCGCAUCGCUCACAUGCUGCUCUUUUACAGCUCAGGAGACUUGGGUUUGAUUGAGAAAUUGUUGAGAUCUCUUGUGAAUCUCUGA
Messenger RNA from Sinocyclocheilus grahami, 645 nucleotides. RefSeq lists its product as uncharacterized. Gene Ontology annotation, biological process: microtubule-based movement. Gene Ontology annotation, molecular function: microtubule binding; microtubule motor activity; ATP binding. Bases 16 to 645 code for a protein of 209 amino acids. NCBI's taxonomy places the organism in Eukaryota, Metazoa, Chordata, Actinopteri, Cypriniformes, Cyprinidae. The record is from RefSeq and is a predicted model, not a curated record. The transcript is spliced from 4 exons.